Paramisgurnus dabryanus is the source of this 2640-nucleotide messenger RNA. RefSeq names its product trafficking regulator of GLUT4 (SLC2A4) 1a (gene trarg1a). Gene Ontology annotation, cellular component: membrane. NCBI's taxonomy places the organism in Eukaryota, Metazoa, Chordata, Actinopteri, Cypriniformes, Cobitidae. The record is from RefSeq and is a predicted model, not a curated record.
AGUCCUGCAGGAGCCGUGCACUGAUGCAGAGUCAGGUGAGAGAGAAACAUCACACUGUACCUACAUCAACAUAACGCAAAGCCUACCUGGGUGUUUCAUUGUUUGCACGUGACUGGUGGUUUUCUCGCUCUAAGAGGUUUCGGGCAAUGCUGUUAUUGUGUGGUGGAGAUGCUGAACUCUAGAUGACUGUGUGUGUGUCUGUGGUUUAGCACACGAGUGCACGCUCACGAGGAGAUCGGGAGCAUUCUCGUCCGGACUGAAAAAAAGACACGCGGAACUGAGCCAAAUUCAUUAAACACCAUCAAAGGAAAGAGGAUGACCGUAUGGAAAUGGGAGGAUACUUUAUUCGUUAAUUUCUCAGCGCGUCUUUGACUUUUUUAGUUGAGUCACACGUCGGAAAAUAUCCCGGACUUUUUACCUAUUCGUCGUUAAAAAGCAUACCAACCUUAUGAAUGACAUAACACAUAGCAUAAGCUUUAUUUGAAGUUGGAGAAAUCGAGCUGCUCGUCCAGCAGUAGCCUAAAUGAUGGCCGUCUGAUCGAUUUGUGAAUACUUAACGCUAUUUCAUUCACCCGCGGGAUUUUUUUUAUACACAUUCACUUUGGAUUUGGAGAAUAUGGCAAUAAACACAGAUACGGAGUUUGCCAAAACCAACCUGGGGGAGCGCGGCGGGACACAAUUGACCGAGUCUCAGGAGACCGAGAAACUUCUCACGACCACCGAGAUGACCGGGGUCAAGACCUCCAGCUCGUUCACGGUCAGCGUCGGCGGUGAAAAGGAUCUCGAUGCGGAUCAAAACGGCCACAGUUUGCCGCUCAGAUCCGGAUCGACGGGGCAGCUCGGAUCGGCUCCCCUCUCGCCGUCCAGAGUCAGCCUGAGCCGCACAUCAUCCACCGGCAACACCGUCCAAGAGCAGCAGAGACCAAAAGACUACCUCAUAUUGGUCAUUUUAUCCUGCUUUUGUCCCGUCUGGCCGAUAAGCAUCGUUGCUUUGGUCUAUUCAAUCAUGUCAAGAAACAGUCUACAGCAGGGUGAUAUGGAUGGGGCGAGGCGCUUGGGACGCUUGGCUCGCCUGCUCAGCUGUGUUUCUAUCAUUCUCGGCCUUCUGGUUAUCAUAAUCUACGUGGUGGUUACAGUAACUGGAUAAUAAAGUGGGGACACAGUGAGGAUGAGAAACAGCCAAGAAUCUACAGUACUGCAAAAAACCUCACCAAUGAAAUCAUUAAAAUAAGGUCUCCCUCAUUAAAAUAACGCCUCUGAUGUUGAAAAAAAGAAACAAGAGUGUAGCAAGCGGAUAAGAUCAAAUUAAAUAGCAAAACUGCAUGCGAUAGGUUAGCAUGCUCAAUGAAAAAGAAAACAAAAAACCCCGUACAAGAAGAAUGAUGGCUUGCAUUUUGUAAAUGAGAGGCAGUGAAGUUUCGACAUGAACUCGCUCCAGAAACGACAAGACUUUUCUUCGAAGAUAGAAUGGUUGCAACAUGAGUGUGCCCAACUGUAUUUUAACCCUAUAUUAAUCUUAGAUGAUCAUGCAUUUAAAAAUUAUGCACAGAUAUAUUUGCAAUAUACCUACUGAUGUAUGUUUUAUAAAAAAAAAAGAUUUAUAUGUGAAGUUAAAUGUACGAACACUGUUGGCUAAAAAGGCCUAGACAGAUAUGUAAAGAAAUGGUCAAUGGAAAAUCUUUGAGGUUGGAGUUUUUAUUUAUUUAUUUUGUAGAUUUUGAUUAUAAAAUUAGACCACUUGCAUGCCAAAUCUUGUACAUGAAUAGCCAACAGCUGUCAACCUUUUUUACAACUUUUUUUUUAGAUACACUGAGAGUAAAGAUUGGAAUGUAUGUUGUUGUCCAUUGUGUGUUGAAUGCUAAUCUUUACCAUACUCUCUCAGUGACACGAUGUAAACAUAGAGCUCUGCCUGGUCACCAGACUCCACGUCCUGUACUAGUGUAGUGUACUAGGUGGGACUGUAAUGUUAAGCAUGCCGGGCCUUUCCUACCUAACAGAACUGCUGGUGCAUGGACAUUCAUCUACAGGCAUGCAAGGGCCAGCACCUUUCUAGCCUAUGUGCCAAGAAUAAUAUGCUAAACAAAUCACAGAACUAUAGUUUUUCCAGGAUAGAAUGCCAGUCAUCAAAUUUCCUACUUAACCCAUAUAAAUAUGAGAUAGCCUAUAUAUGAACAUAUUUAUAGAAAUAUUUAGGCAUGCUGUGGGUGGACAAUACAACACUUUCUUAUCUUCACGUAGAAUGACGUGUGUGAGACUUCGUUUUUGAGACACCGCACAGUGUUUACUGCAUCUCUGCGAUCGCUCAUACAUCACUGACAUGCUAAUGUUUAGAGCAGUGGUUCAGGAUUAACAUUGAAUAAGAUACAGACACAUUACAGCACUUAUCUGGAUAGUUGGUUAGGCAGAGCGACUGAGGACAUUCAGACACCGCAGGAAUCUUGUUGAUCUGCUUUCUUUAUACUGAAUGAAGUAUUUCUACACACCCAUUGUUUAUUGCAAAGCACUUUAUCACAUAUUUUUCAUCAAUAUUCUGAAUCUCACAUGCUGUCAAUACUAUCAUUCACAACUUUGUUAUUUUGUAUGACUAUGUGUGUUUUGCAUUUUGUCCCACAAACAGACUGCUGGCUCCUAAACAUUUAA